UUUGCUUCAAGGAAUAUAAAUACCUGGCUGUGUCUGCGCUCCAUUCAGAGUUCUAUCAACCAGUCCACCAGUCCACUAUUCAGUUCAUCUGUCGAUCAGUCUACCAAUCAAGGCCUCAUACGAACGUCUUACUUGCCAUCGCCUAUUUCAGUUUUCAUACCAAUAUUCCAAAAUUCCACAUGUCUCAAGAAGCAGGAAAACGUUUGCUUGUCAACAUUGUCGACGAUCUUGCCUCGUCAUGCCCGACACAGCGUCUUGGAGUGGUCCCUAAAGGCUCUGACCCCAAGGACGGCUUUCAACAUGUUACAGCAAAGGACCUCGCCGAUUCUGUGAACGCGAUGUCAUGGUGGAUUGAGAAGCAGAUUGGCAAGGGCAAUGGUGAUGAGACUGUUGCGUACAUGGGAAGCAAUGAUAUUCGGUAUUUACUUUUUAUUCUAGCUUCUCACAAGACCGGAUACAAGUUGCUGCUUCCCUCUACACGACUGUCCAAUGACGCCUACGAGCACAUUCUGAACGCCACGGCAUGCAAAACAUUCUUCUUUACCACAAAAUAUGAACGAAGGGUUUCGGAGAUCAGGGACUUCCGGCCAGGCACACUUCACGUGGAGGUUCCUAGCGUUGAUGAUGUGCUUAUGACUGUCGGAGUCCAGCCGUAUCCUUUUUUCAAAUCUUAUGCAGAUGCAGAAGACGAGGUUGCAUUGAUCAUUCAUAGCUCGGGGACAACAGGCAUGCCGAAGCCCAUUCCCCUGACUCAUGGAUACUGGUCCACGUUCGAAUUCAAUAAAAAUGUUUCUAGCCGCACGGAGCGAGCUUCCACAACGCCAAACUGCUUCUCGUCGUCCCAACCCUUCCUUGCGACCACCCCGGCCUUUCACCUCAUGGGUCUGCUCCCUUAUAUUCACGCCAUAUUUUUUCAAAUUCCAUUCAUCAAUCUUCCAGACAAGCCGCUGUCGGUUGACCUGAUAAUGGACACAAUCCGUGCCACACGACCAGCGGCAGCCUUACUUGCUCCAUCACUCCUUGAAGAUAUGAGCCAGUCACAGGAAGCCCUAGAGUGCCUCGGCCUUCUAGACUCUGUCUACUUUGCCGGUGCUCCUCUGGCUAGAGAAACCGGCGACAAGAUCUCGGAAUAUACGAAGAUUAUAUCAGUAAUCGGAUCUACUGAGAUGGGACUCCUUAUCUCGCUUAUUCCCGAGAAGCAGGAAGACUGGGACCACUUCGAGUGGAAUCCGCAUUAUGGGGUGGAUAUGCAAGAUGUCGACGACGGAUUAUACGAACUGGUUAUUCCUCGUCGGGAGGAUUCUCGCGCUAUCCACGGUAUUUUCCACACAUUCCCCGAUAAGCAGGAGUACCGAAGCAACGACCUCUUCGUUCGGCACCCUUCAAAUCCCAAUCUCUGGAAAUACCACGGUCGCCGCGAUGAUGUGAUUGUCCUUAGCAACGGCGAGAAGCUCAACCCAGUGACGCUAGAGAUGAUCGUUGGAAGUCACCCUCGCGUCAACCGUGCUCUCCUAAUCGGUCAAUCACGAUUCCAAACCUCCUUGCUUGUCGAACCAAAGUGGGAUGAGGAGGGGGAGAUCAAUGAGAAAGAAUUCAUCGAUGCUGUGUGGCCGACCGUCCAACAAGCAAACGAAGCGGUCCCGAAUUAUGGUCGGAUUGCAAAGAACAAGAUUCGACUGGCAUUGCGCGACAAGCCCUUCAAGGUGACACCCAAGGGUACGACACAGCGCAAUGCCGUGAACCGGGACUACAAGGAUGAGAUCGAGGCGAUAUAUGCGGCUGCCGACACGGAAGAGCAAGAGAAGCUACCAGAGUCUCUUGAUCAGGGGAGCAUGGUCUCCUUUAUUCACCACAUUGUUUGCUCUUUGAUUGGCCGUGAAGAUAUUUCCCCGGAGGAAGAUCUGUACGGGGCCGGACUGGACUCACUGCAGACCAUUCAGCUUGCGAAGACCCUCACCAAGGCUACUUCCUUCCAGCUUCCAGAUGCCGACCGGAAACCAAUUACGCCCCAGCAUAUCUAUGCCCACUCUACCAUUUCACAACUGGCACAAUUCUUGCUCACUGUGCUACGAGGAGAUAUCGUGUCUGUCGCAUCUAGGACAGAUAGAGUCAACAAUAUGGUGUCUAAAUACACAAAGGAGCUGCCUUCGUUAUCUAGAGAUAACUUCGCACUUCCUCAUAAAUCUACUGUUGUCCUAACUGGAUCGACCGGCUCACUCGGCACAUACCUUCUGAAUUCGCUUUUGCAUGACGAGUCCGUGGCCAAGGUCUACUGCUUCAAUCGAUCAGACGCUCAGUCACGUCAAAUCAAAAGUUUCCAAGACAAGGGUCUCCCUGCUGCUCCCUUGCACAACACAAGCAGAGUUGAAUUCCUCACAGUGGCCUUUGGCGAGCCCCAGUUUGGCCUUCCGUCAUCCAAAUACCAGGAGCUUUUGGAGACGGUAGACGUCAUCAUCCACAACGCUUGGAAGGUCAACUUCAACCAUCCCCUCGAAUCGUUCGAGAACCCCCAUAUCAAGGGUCUGUUCGAGUUUGUCAAAUUCAGCAUUAGUAGUAAAUACAAUGCCCACGUCUCUUUCGUCUCGUCGGUCAGUACCAUCGGAGGAUGGACAGAGGACAUGGGCCCACAGGUCCCAGAACUACCCGUUGAAGACCCAGCUGCAGCUCUAGAACAGGGGUAUGGUGAGUCAAAACAUGUUUCUGAGCGUAUCUGUCUUGAAGCGUCGCGGAAGUCCGCUGUUCCGACGAGCAUUUUCCGGGUCGGACAGAUCGCCGGUCCGACCACGAAGGAAGGCGCUUGGAAUGUGGAUGAAUGGGUUCCCACUCUGGUCAAGACAUCGAAAUCACUAGGCAAGGUACCAGAUGGUCUUGGGGGAUAUGAAGUGGAUUGGGUUCCAGUGGACACCCUUGCCACCAUCAUCGUUGAACUUCUCCAGACGCGACGCAAUCAGCUCUCUACUGUGCCAACUGCCUUUUUCAACCUCGUCAACCCAAGCAAGGCGCGCUGGGCUUCGAUAAUCCCGGCUAUUCAGGAUAGAUAUUCGGUCGAGCCAGUGCCUAUCAACGACUGGAUCAAGGAGCUCGAGAACAUCAAGAACCCGUCGGAUGAAGAUGUCCGUCAAAAGCCUGCGCUGAAGCUGUUGGACUUCUAUCGCGGAUUGGCUGGUGGCAAGGAGAUGCUCUCUGCUGAGAUUGGCGUCUCCAGGACGAAGGAAGCGAGCAAGACGAUGGCGUCGCUGGGGCCGAUUCAUAGGGUCGAGAUGGCAAAUUGGCUGAAUCAGUGGGACUUCUAG
This is a messenger RNA of Aspergillus melleus, 3293 nucleotides long. Its product is annotated as putative NRPS-like enzyme. Lineage: Eukaryota; Fungi; Ascomycota; Eurotiomycetes; Eurotiales; Aspergillaceae. Bases 180 to 3293 code for a protein of 1037 amino acids. Gene Ontology annotation, molecular function: phosphopantetheine binding. The record is from RefSeq and is a predicted model, not a curated record. The transcript has 4 exons.